Molecule: messenger RNA, 2086 nt
Organism: Oryza brachyantha (malo sina)
Lineage: Eukaryota; Viridiplantae; Streptophyta; Magnoliopsida; Poales; Poaceae
Product: actin-related protein 3
Exons: 9
Coding region: 344-1702 (452 amino acids)
Biological process (GO): Arp2/3 complex-mediated actin nucleation
Cellular component (GO): actin cortical patch; Arp2/3 protein complex
Molecular function (GO): actin filament binding
Source: RefSeq, a predicted model, not a curated record
CGAGAAAGCAACAGCCCCUCCUCCCCCCUCUCUCCCCGCCGCGCGAUACCUCGCUUCUUCUAGAAGCUUCCGCUGCGGGCGACGCUUCAGCUUCCCCGCGCGGGGAGCGGAGGACUGGUGGUUUCUGCUGCUGGGCAGGAGCUAGUGGCGGUAGGUAGUGGCUGGCCGGGUAGUGCGUCGGAUGCCCACCGGGACGGCGACGGCCGCGGCCUGCUCUCGCGCCACUCUGAAGCUUCUUCUUCUUCUUCCCCGCGGCUGGUGGUUAAAGCAGACGACGGGGAGGUGAGGAGGUCUCAACGCCGCCGCCGCCGCCGCCGGAGGUGACCGACUGCAAGCUGCCGCCAUGGACGCCGCCUCCCGCCCCGCGGUCGUCAUCGACAACGGCACCGGGUACACGAAGAUGGGGUUCGCCGGGAACGUGGAGCCCUGCUUCAUCACCCCCACCGUCGUCGCCGUCAACGACACCUUCGCCGGCCAGACCAGGGCCACCACCAACAAGGGGAACUGGAUGGCGCAGCACAGCGCUGGCGUCAUGGCCGAUCUCGACUUCUUCAUCGGGGAGGACGCCCUGGCUCGGUCCCGAGCAAGCAGCACCUACAGCCUUAGCUACCCCAUUCACAAUGGCCAGGUUGAGAAUUGGGACACCAUGGAGAGGUUCUGGCAGCAGUGCAUUUUCAAUUACCUCCGGUGUGACCCAGAGGAUCACUAUUUUCUGCUCACGGAGAGCCCCCUGACUCCUCCGGAAACCCGAGAGUACACCGGGGAGAUCAUGUUUGAGACAUUCAAUGUGCCUGGUCUGUACAUAGCGGUCCAGCCCGUUCUUGCCCUUGCAGCAGGGUACACCACCACAAAGUGUGAAAUGACAGGUGUUGUAGUUGAUGUGGGUGAUGGGGCUACCCACAUUGUUCCUGUUGCUGAUGGUUAUGUCAUAGGAAGCAGUAUCAGAUCAAUUCCAAUUACAGGCAAGGAUGUUACCCAGUUUAUUCAGCAACUGUUAAAGGAAAGAGGUGAGCACAUUCCACAGGAAGAGUCCUUUGAUGUAGCAAGGAGAGUGAAAGAAAUGUACUGCUAUACUUGUUCAGAUAUUGUGAAGGAAUUUAAUAAGCAUGACAGGGAGCCCAAUAAGUACAUAAAACACUGGAGUGGCAUCAAACCAAAAACUGGUGCCAAAUACACCUGUGACAUUGGAUAUGAACGCUUCUUAGGGCCCGAGAUCUUCUUCCACCCUGAGAUUUACAAUAAUAACUUCACCACUCCUUUGCAUGUUGUUAUUGACAAGUGCAUCCAAUCAUCCCCAAUUGACACAAGGAGGGCUCUUUAUAAGGUUUGCGUGACCAAAAUGUCAUUUUACGGUUCAAAAUAUCACAGAAAUCCUGAGUUUAUUUUCAAUGGACAGAACAUUGUCUUGUCUGGAGGAUCAACUAUGUUUAAGGAUUUCCACAGGAGACUGCAGCGGGACCUAAAAAAGAUAGUGGAUGCACGGGUCCUUGCAUCUAAUGCCCGACUAGGUGGAGAUGCAAAGGCCCAACCUAUAGAAGUAAAUGUAGUUAGCCAUUCUAUUCAAAGAUAUGCUGUCUGGUUUGGUGGUUCUGUGCUUGCCUCUACCUCUGAAUUCUAUGAGGCUUGCCACACAAAAGCAGAGUAUGAAGAGUAUGGUGCAAGCAUCUGUCGGACGAAUCCUGUUUUCAAAGGGAUGUACUAAACCACGGUGCAAAGCUUCUGCUGGAAUGGCACCCAACCCAACGCGACCCCACCUGCGCUGGCCAACAUGGUAGAACUUGACAUUGGGGACCGAGGGACCAACGUUGCCUCGCUAUAUGAGUUGUACAAAUCUAGCAGGCGAAUAUAUAGAUCCAGGCUUUCGUUUAUACAUUUCCCAUGUUCAUCAGCUUCUGCAUAGGCUAGCAGCAAAAACAAUGUGACCGGACGGCAUGGGCCAAAAUCUGGUUUCAUGCUGCUGUAUAAUCUCGCUCCCCGUUUUUUGUUUGAAGGGUAAUCUCGCUCCUUUGGGGCAACGGUGUAGCAUUAACAUUGUUUUCUGUCGGUGAUUUGGUAUUGCUAAUCUCAUCUCAUGCUUACUAUUGCA